AUGGAUUCCCACUGGACUACCUUCAAAUUCCGAGAUACCGACAUUGCUCUCUGCGACGUUACCGAAGCCCUGAACAAAGGAGUCCACAACUUGGUUAUUGCAAAGCCAGCCUCAACGAGAGCGAAAAAUCGAUGGAAUCUGAUCAACGUGGAGACAGGAAAGAUCGCUAUAAUCAAUCAUGCCUUUGUUUGGGCAUGGGGCUCGCCACCCUACACGGGUAACUUUGUUCCAGAAGGUGUUGUAACUCCAACAGGUCUGCCAGAGGGAAGAAUGCUCCCGUCCUAUCAAUGUGAGAUAUCAUAUGCGUUCAAUACAUCGAACGACAAGUCUCUCUACGAGGGGUUGGCGGCUCUUGAGAAAUACAUCAUUACCGUUCCCGAUUUUAAUCCAAACGGCAAGGCGAAGUCUACCUGGCAAAGCCUAGAAAACAACGACACUAAUCACCGAUACAUCGCGUCUGCCAAGCUGUUUGUGAAGAGGACGAAGGAUAACGCACCACAGAACGGAAAAUACAAGGUUCCCUACACCGUGCAUCCCUGGAUCGAGCAAUCGAUGGACCCAGCUACUACCCGCCUCGUCCCCAACAAGGACCGUCCUCGGUACUUCUGUCUUGUGGAUGAGAGGUUGAAGAAGCUGGAAGACGUUGAACCACGACAAUUCCAGAAGGACGACGUGAUCUGGAUGAGCUUCUAUGUUUCCUUUAACAUACGCUCGAGCUCGUGGUCUGUAGAGAUCACACCUUUGGAAUUGGUUCGUGUCGGUCAUCUUCUCGAUUCGGAAGCCGGGGAUGGUUAUGCCGAUGUUCCUGAACUCAACUAUCAGCCUAUCGAAGAGUUGAUGGAUAUUGACAUACCGUCAGAUAAACCGGAGAAAAGAAAGAGGGGCUAUAGUUCUGACGGGGAAGAGUCAAAGACACCGAAGGCAUUCGUUCAUCAUGAGAACGACGAUAUGGAGAUCGAAGAGGACAGUCCAGCGACGGAGCAGAUCGUUGAUGGGAUUGGUCCUAAGGUGUCGAGGAGUAGGAGGGUUAGAGGAGAGUCGAAGCAACCUUUCCGAGAGUGGGCUACCUGGAUAGACGCUAAAGAACAACAAUGA
Coprinopsis cinerea okayama7#130 is the source of this 1095-nucleotide messenger RNA. RefSeq lists its product as hypothetical. NCBI's taxonomy places the organism in Eukaryota, Fungi, Basidiomycota, Agaricomycetes, Agaricales, Psathyrellaceae. Bases 1 to 1095 code for a protein of 364 amino acids. The transcript has 6 exons. The record is from RefSeq and is a predicted model, not a curated record.